AUGUCCGCCGCACCUGCUCCAGAUGUCCCUCCUACCGCAAAACAACACCGUCAUGCUUGUCUGGACGACUUUCUCAUCGGCGAAGAGAUCGCCUGGGGCUCGCUAGCCACCAUCGUCGAAGCCACCCACAAAACAACACACAAGCGCUACGUCAUCAAGAUCCUCGACAAGCUCCAGCUCGUCAAGAAAAAGAUGACGCGCUCCGUGCUCGCGGAGAAGGAGGCUUUGGUCAAGCUGGCGUCUAGGCCGCAGCCUCAUCAUCCUGGAAUCAUUCGGUUACAUUACUCGUUCCAUGAUGCGUCGUCGCUUUACUUCGUGCUUGACUUGGCCCCAAAUGGGGACCUCAAGCAGUUGGUGCAGAAGACGGGAUCCUUGGCGAUGCCGUGCGCGAGGUAUUACACUGCCCAACUCACAUCGGCCAUUCAAUACCUGCACGAUGCAGGCGUCUCUCAUCGCGAUAUUAAACCUGAGAACGCGCUACUGGAUGAGUCGAUGCGUAUUAAGAUUGCGGAUUUUGGGUGUGCGUAUGUAGGCCCGGAUUUGGAUACGCAUCGCACGAAUACGUUUGUAGGCACCGCAGCGUAUAUCUCGCCAGAGUUGCUCUUGCGCGCGAAAGCAGAUCCGAAGGGCCCGGAUUUGUGGGCCAUCGGCUGUACCCUCUACUUCCUCCUCUUCGCAAGUUAUCCGUUCUCAGCUGCGACGGAGUACCUUACGAUGGAGAGAGUGAAGAAGCUGGAUUACUCGAUUCCUGAGGGAUGUGAUCCCGUCGCUCAUGAUCUCAUCAAACGACUUCUCGUUCGUCUCUCUUUUUUUCCAAUCAACUCAGCGAUGUUCAGGGGUUUCUAG
Laccaria bicolor S238N-H82 is the source of this 846-nucleotide messenger RNA. RefSeq lists its product as uncharacterized. The coding region runs from base 1 to 846 and encodes 281 amino acids. The record is from RefSeq and is a predicted model, not a curated record. Gene Ontology annotation, biological process: intracellular signal transduction; peptidyl-serine phosphorylation. Lineage: Eukaryota; Fungi; Basidiomycota; Agaricomycetes; Agaricales; Hydnangiaceae. Gene Ontology annotation, molecular function: ATP binding; protein serine/threonine kinase activity. The transcript has 3 exons.